Molecule: messenger RNA, 697 nt
Organism: Peromyscus leucopus (white-footed mouse)
Lineage: Eukaryota; Metazoa; Chordata; Mammalia; Rodentia; Cricetidae
Gene: Efcab2
Product: EF-hand calcium binding domain 2
Exons: 7
Coding region: 186-680 (164 amino acids)
Molecular function (GO): calcium ion binding
Source: RefSeq, a predicted model, not a curated record
UCCAUGACUCCCCUAGGCCUUUAAAAGCACUCCGGCCUCGGUUCCGGAGCGGAACGCGGAGCGGGCCGCGGGCGGAAGAGGGAGCCCUGCCGCGCGUCGAGGGGCUUCUUCCUCCUGCGGCGCCCGCUCGCGCGGCCCGCGGGGUUUGGGGUGGGCAUCUCCCGGGCGACGGGCUCCGCACCAAGAUGGCGGAGGAGAAAGACCGGGAAGGCACAGAGGUAAUAGUGGCAGAAUUCCAUAAGAAGAUCAAAGAGGCUUUUGAAGUGUUUGACCAUGAAACGAAUAAUACAGUGGAUGUGAGAGAGAUUGGGACAAUUAUCAGGUCCCUGGGAUGCUGCCCUACUGAAGGAGAGCUACAUGAUUUCAUUGCAGAGGUAGAGGAAGAGGAACCCACUGGAUACAUUCGAUAUGAAAAAUUCCUUCCAGUGAUGACCAGAGUACUUUUGGAAAGAAAAUACAGACCAAUUGCUGAAGAUGUCCUUCUUAGAGCUUUUGAGGUUUUGGAUCCAGCUAGACGAGGGUUUCUGACUAAAGAAGAACUGGUCAAGUACAUGACUGAGGAAGGUGAGCCUUUUUCUCAAGAGGAAAUGGAAGAAAUGUUGUCUGCUGCAAUUGAUCCUGACUCAAAUUCCAUCAAUUACAGGGACUACAUCACAAUGAUGGUGAUAGAUGAAAAUUAAACGCUCCAAAGACUUAA